CUACAGCAACUGCUGAAGUUAUAAUUCUAUUGACACUACUAUUGAGCUGUAAAAUAUCUACGAUAAGUAGAGUAACACAGACACAACAUUUUUUUUUUUGGGACGCUUCACGGCGGGUUGAUUAGAAAAAAAAAAGAGAGAGGGCUUCAACGGCCUUUGAUUUUGGUUUUCUGGCUCAACGCCGCGCUGUCUCUCCAAAACAGCCUGGUGUAUUGUAGGGUUAAAGCUUGGAUGAUAGAGACGCUUGAUUUUCUCUUACAAUGACUACACGAAGAAAUGGCAUUUCCAGGAUUCAGCGGGGUGAGAGUUUUCGCGGUGAAGGCCCUAACUGGAUCCUUAUUGCUGGGGGUGCCUUGUUGAGUACAUUGUCUAUUCGCUUUGGCUACAAAUUAAAGCAGUCCAUUGAUUCCAAACCUCAUUUGAAUGCCACUGGUGGAUUAAAACCCAAUGGAACAACAUCUGACAGAGGAAGAUCUCGAGGAUGCUGCUUGCAUUCUAAUGCAUCUCCCUGUGAAAGGAGUAAUGAUUGCUGCUUCCACUCCACUCCCGGAACUGAGAAUGGGGAUGGUAAUCAUGCUACAAACGAGCAAAUGGCGGUGUCCAGUACCACGCUGCCUCUUGUGACGGUUCCUACUCCAACAUAUAGCAAAGAGAAUGGAGUCAUGUGGGGAUCUUCUCCUGAUCUCCGGGAAGUGCCCAUGAAACCAUACCAUCACCAGUCAACCUGCUCAGAUUCUCCUUGUGUAUCUGAAUCCGGCUCAGACAUCUUCAGCAAGCGAGAAGUAAUACAGAAACUGAGGCAACAGCUGAAGAGACGUGACGACAUGAUCCUUGAAAUGCAAGAACAGAUCUUAGAGUUGCAAAACUCGCUUAACUCGCAGACGGGACAUUCUAGCCAUGUACAAACACAGCUAGACGCAACAAACAGGGAUCUGUUUGAAUCAGAAAGAGAAGUUCAGAGACUGAGAAAGGCAAUCGCUGACCACUGCGUGGGUAGCAAUAAUGGUUGGAGUGGUGAUGUGAACGGGUUUAUGGACAGUGAAAACAGCUACGAGUCACCAGAAAAAGGAUCAAAGGAUGGAGAAAGGAUAGAGAUGUUGAAAAAGGAAGUGGGUGAGCUAAAAGAAGUGAUAGAAGGGAAGGAUUAUCUAAUUAGAAGCUAUAAAGAGCAGAAGAUUGAGCUUACGCAGAAGAUAAAAGAGUUGCAACAGAGAUUGGAUUCACAGCUCCCAAACAUGUUGUAGGUUGGAAAGGUUAGGCAUUGUGCAUUCUUUAUAACUACUACUCCUUUCUUUUCUCGAGAAAAAAAAAGGAAAUAUGAACUCUCCGAAGAAAAGCUCUCUUUUGAUUAGAUUGUUUUAGCUUUGGGCUUUGAAUCUCUCCUUUUGUUUUUUUUUUCUCUCCUGGUGGGUGAAGUGAAGAUUGGAAAUCUGAAAAACUCAAUACGAAUGUCGUGUCUCAAGUCUCAAGGCAUAUAAAAGUUGGGUGAAAUGUGGACUAUCAGUUAGAAGUUC
Messenger RNA from Camelina sativa (false flax), 1514 nucleotides. RefSeq lists its product as uncharacterized. The record is from RefSeq and is a predicted model, not a curated record. Lineage: Eukaryota; Viridiplantae; Streptophyta; Magnoliopsida; Brassicales; Brassicaceae.